CACUGAUGCACACUGAUAGGCGGCACUGAUUGGCAGCACUGAUAAGUGGCACUGACUGACACUGAUGGGUGACACUGAAAGGCAGCUCAGAUGGGCACUGAUAUGUGGCAUUGAUGUGGCACUGAAAUGUGGCACUGAUGGGCACUGGCAGGUGGCAUGGAUGAGCACUGAGAGCUGGCACUGAUGGACACUGACUGGUGGCGCUGCUGGGGCUACACAGAUCAUCAGGGCACACUGAUCAUCACUGUCAGCAUGACAGCUCGUGGGGAGAGAGAUGCCAAUAACUG
Messenger RNA from Staurois parvus, 287 nucleotides. NCBI's taxonomy places the organism in Eukaryota, Metazoa, Chordata, Amphibia, Anura, Ranidae. The record is from the annotation of a GenBank genome assembly.